UGAUAUUUAAAGCGUUUGUAAACAAACACUAAAAUAGAUUCAACUUGAAUUUGUACGUACACGAAACGCGAAAACGAAACUACAGUUGCAGGUGUGUGGUGAAAUACGCAGUAAUAAGGUACUGAAUUUUCGAAAAAACGAAAAAAGGAUGGAUUCGGAGUUCCCUGGCGUUAUUGACUUGAAUGUGUCCGGCACGCACUUCCGGACCCUAUUGUCCACAUUGACAAAAGAUGAGGACAGCGAGCUGGCAGCCAUGUUCACAGGACGAAGUCCGGUUUAUAAAGACAAAGACGGCCGGUAUUUCAUAGAGGCGGAUCCUACUUCGUUCAGGGCAAUUCUACAUUUCUUGCUCUAUGACGAACUGCCCUUCAAGGAUACCGGGUGUUCUCCAGCUGCAGGGCAUCACGGCGGAGGAGGGUUGUUUGGUGGCAGCAAUCACAUUUACACACGAACUAUUGAGAUGCUGUACAAAGAUUCUGUAAAUCUUGGACUUAAAAGGCUUUCAGAAGCCAUGAAAUUGUUUCAGGCUAAUUUCAUGAAUUCUAAAAUGGAUGAAUAUCGUCUUAAAAUUAGCGGAUAUGAUAAAACUAUGGCGGCAAUAUUGGAUAUUAUUCCUGCAGAAUCAUUGUUUCAUAAAACGGAGUAUACUGUUAGAAUAAAGCAAGAUUUGCAGACCAUUGAAGAACAGAAAUGCUGUGAACAUGAUUGUAAAACUUUGACUCCUAGAUUGUUUAAAGGCCAACAGUAUGUCAGAAACAUAAAUGCUAUAGUGAAAGUUCAGUUCGAGGUUAACCCGACCAUUCUGUCAGCCUUUGCUAUCGACUUUCAAAACCGAGGAUAUACAGUUCAAGGUUCAUUGGAAAUGUGUAUGUUUGAAUGCAAGAAAGACGUGAAACAAUCAAGAUAUAUCGUGUUUGGCACACAUAAAUUAAACUGCUGCACAGAAGAACUAUUUCUAUUGAACUUUAAGUGGGAUUUGGACACUCAUGUUGUCAAACAACAAGGCAUAUUUGGAAUGAAAAAUGCUACAUUCAAAGAAGUUGCACAAAACACAGGUUUUUCAUUUGGCGGCAAAGAACAGAAUCAGCAGUCAAACGCCGGUUUAUUCGGAAGUGCUCAGCAAUCUAAUAUUGGCUCCAAAUCACCGCAGCCACAGAACAAUGGAAGCGAGUUCGGCAAAGCAACUGGGUUCGGUUCUGUGCUACAACCAGCAUCUUUCACCGCGGGAAAUACGGAUUUUAUUAAUUUUGGAGGAACACCGCAGCAAGGGGCUGAAUCUGGCAAUCAGCAAGUAGGAUUAUUUGGACAGGGUCAAAGCUUUGGACAAAUGCAACAGAAAGGAAGUCCGUUUUCAUUUGGUCCUACUCCACAAAAGCAGUCAACGAAUUUUGGUCCGUCAUUUUUUGGAAAGUCGCCAAGCAAAGAUCAUUCUGUUUUUGGGGGUAAACCAGUGUUUCAAGGUAGUACUGGUUUUGGAAGUCCUCAAAGUAGUACUGGUUUUGGAAGUCCACAACAGUGAGUCCUAGCCCAAGCAACGCUAAGAGAACGACAGCAGAUGAUAAACCGGAAGUAUUAUUUGGAAAACCAUCAUCAACAGCGGCAAUUAUAAGACCGGGGGAGAACACAUUACCGUCAGAGCCAAAUUAAAUAAAUAAAUAAAAAUAUUGUUGAACCUUAUAAACAACAAAAACUAGAGACAUUGUAAUCAAUAUUGAAGGUUUCAGUUGUUCGAAAUAUAGAAAAUAACAUUUAUUCAUUGCAUGAAUGUUUUACCGACAAGAAUGUUUAGAAAUAAAUGAUUCCAACAUUU
Molecule: messenger RNA, 1810 nt
Organism: Ruditapes philippinarum (Manila clam)
Lineage: Eukaryota; Metazoa; Mollusca; Bivalvia; Venerida; Veneridae
Exons: 2
Coding region: 149-1519 (456 amino acids)
Biological process (GO): protein homooligomerization
Source: RefSeq, a predicted model, not a curated record